This is a messenger RNA of Zea mays, 696 nucleotides long. Its product is annotated as E3 ubiquitin ligase BIG BROTHER-related. The record is from RefSeq and is a predicted model, not a curated record. Bases 13 to 696 code for a protein of 227 amino acids. The transcript has 6 exons. NCBI's taxonomy places the organism in Eukaryota, Viridiplantae, Streptophyta, Magnoliopsida, Poales, Poaceae.
UCGCUCGCCACCAUGGAUGGUUCGAAGGGGAGCGUAGGUGGCGGGGACGGGACCGGGCCCGAAAAGCCAAGCGUCGAUUCGAACCCUAGCCUUGACCCACCCCAACCUACCGCGGUGGCUGUCGAAGCCACAGAUGACGGUGCGGCCGCGGCUGCGGCCAAGGCGGCCAGGCGGCCCUUCACGGCCCUCAGCCAAGAGGAAGCUGACCUCGCCCUCGCCCGUGUCCUGCAGGAGCAGGAGCGGGCGUACAUGUUGCUUCGGAUGAACGGGGGCGGUGGCGAGGGCAGCAACUACGGGAGCUCUGAUGAAGGGAGCUACGAAUAUGACGAAGAGGGAGAGGAGGACUACGAAGAUAAACUGGAGCUCUCGCUGGUCUCAGCGAUUGUGAGGCGAACAGUGGAGGUGGAGCACGAGGAGGAUCAUGCGAAUGAUUCCCAUGAGACAUGGCAAGAGGUUGAUCCAGAUGAAUACUCUUAUGAGGAGCUAGUCGCAUUGGGUGAAGUAGUUGGCACAGAAAACAGAGGUCUCUCUGCCGAUACACUUGCUUCUUUACCUUCAGUAACAUACAAGCUGCAACAUGUUCAGGAUGGCAACACGGAGCAAUGCGUAAUUUGCUGUGUGGAAUUGGAGGAUGAAUCUUUAUGCGAUGUUUUAUGGACAACAAUUACACACAACAUAACAGCCAAUGAUAAUUAA